Perkinsus marinus ATCC 50983 is the source of this 1212-nucleotide messenger RNA. RefSeq names its product cytochrome P450, putative. Lineage: Eukaryota; Perkinsozoa; Perkinsida; Perkinsidae. Bases 1 to 1212 code for a protein of 403 amino acids. The record is from RefSeq and is a predicted model, not a curated record. Gene Ontology annotation, molecular function: heme binding; oxidoreductase activity, acting on paired donors, with incorporation or reduction of molecular oxygen; monooxygenase activity. The transcript is spliced from 7 exons.
AUGAAAAGAAGACCGCGACAAUUCAGCGCGCCAGACUUCGAGAAGAUCUUGGAUGCUGCCAACAUGGCCACGACUGAAGGCGACGAGUGGAAGAAGCAUCGGAGAGUUUCUUCACGGCCUUUGACGGAGAGUAACUUGAACAAGCUCAUGCCCAUGAUGGUCGCCGUUGGGGAGGACCUGGUUACGAAAAUCAAAGGAUCUGCUGACAAGCAAGGAACUGUCAUUUGGCGUCCGGUGGAAGCUUUCCAACUGUGUACUUCACGAGUCGCGUCAGCUGUCUUUAUGGGCGAAGACGAUCUACUUCAUUCACAAGAUCCAUUGUUCUCCGAUGAGGUGCAGGACGAAUUCUUGAAAUUCAUGAGAGAUGUUCUUGAGAUAACUAUGAAGCCCACUUGUAUCUUCUACUAUGACAGGUUACUCUAUCGAAUGAUGUUCCCUGGUGUCAGAAAGCUCGUACAACGCUGGGACCGUCUGAGGUCGAAGAUCUUGGAUUCUACUCACGUGAGUGUGGUGAAUCGCCUGGAACGUCCCGGUCCUUGCAAGAGCCUCCCGACGUGUGCUGGGGACCUAUACAGUGAAACCGAGAUCGCACAUGCGUUCGCAAUGUACAUAGGAGGCGGGAGCGAGACAACUGCCAGUGCUGUGGCUUGGUUACUCAACAACUUCUGCGUUUAUCCAGAAGUUCAGCAGAAGGCCAGGGAGGAAGCUGAUUCUAUUGGUGACAUUUCAGCCGACUCUAUCUGCAAUAUGCCAUACAUUGAGGCUUGUGCGCUUGAGUCUCUUAGACUCAAUCCCUCGGUUCCGGUUAGUAUCAAUAGGGCGCUCGUCGACUGCGAAGUGGCGGGGUUGCCAGUAAAGGCCGGAACUCAGCUCAUCUUCUUGAUUUCCCGCAUUAUGCGGGAGAACUAUGAGGAGGGAGAUAAGUUCAUGCAGGAUUCUAUGCUCAGGCCAGAACGCUGGCUCACCCAGAGUGGUGGUGCGAUCGAUGAGAAGAUGCGUUCGGAGUUUUUCGCUUUCGGCUUCGGCCCACGGAAAUGUCCAGGAAGGAGUCUGGCUCUUCGAGAGAUUAUAAGCAAUGCGGUACUCCUUCUCCGUAACUUCGACGACUUCCGUCUCACUGAGGAUUGGUCUACGUCCCCAAAAUUCUCCAGUACAUUGACUACAUGUCCACAGAACUUGGUUGUGAAGAUGCGGUGUCGCCAUGCAGCAUGA